Molecule: messenger RNA, 376 nt
Organism: Sodiomyces alkalinus F11
Lineage: Eukaryota; Fungi; Ascomycota; Sordariomycetes; Glomerellales; Plectosphaerellaceae
Product: Acylphosphatase
Exons: 5
Coding region: 55-330 (91 amino acids)
Molecular function (GO): acylphosphatase activity
Source: RefSeq, a predicted model, not a curated record
CUCAUUUCUCCUUUCUUCAGGUAAGGAGAAUACUCCCUUGAGUAAAUAUUCACAAUGAUCAAACGCCAAUACUUCCUCGUCCAUGGUAUUGUGCAGGGAGUCGGCUUUCGUUUCUUCACCAGGGGUAGAGCCUCCGAUCAUGGUCUCACUGGAUGGUGUCGGAACACGCCAGAUGACAAGGUUGAGGGCGAGGUCCAGGGUCAAGAGGAGAGCAUCGCGGGGUUUCUUAUAAACAUCAACAGGGGUCCGCGGUUAUCAAGAGUCAACAAGGUAGAAACGGAGGAAAGGGAGAUUAUCGAAGAUGAGAAGCACUUUGAGAUUCGACACUGAAACUGUAUUGUUAUUAUUGUACCCUUUUUUUCUUUUUUCUUGUUUA